Molecule: messenger RNA, 569 nt
Organism: Drosophila hydei
Lineage: Eukaryota; Metazoa; Arthropoda; Insecta; Diptera; Drosophilidae
Exons: 2
Coding region: 103-342 (79 amino acids)
Source: RefSeq, a predicted model, not a curated record
AGUGUCUAAAGUUUCGGCACUUAGUUUGACACAUUGAAAAACCAAAUAUCUUAUUUACAGAAAAAAAUUUUUAAUUUCACCCAAAAAAAAAAAAUAAAAAAUAUGGCGCUAGCGCAACAAUACUCAAAUAUAUCUGAAGAAGUUAUGGAGUAUCUGUUUGAUCAAAAGAUACGUGAAAGAGACCUAAUUGCCGAAAAGGAGGAGCUCAAGCUGCGAAUGAACAAGAUCGAGGAGCAUUUGGUUCUGCUGCAAAAUCGUGAUGAUGAGCUCACCUGCAUGAUAGCCACAGACAUGCAUUUUGGAAGGUCAAGUUGUGUACUGCAAGUACUUGAAAUAAGAUGAACUUGAAAAUCAGAUGGAUGAGCAAAUUUAAUGUCAGCUUUUAUCGAAAAAUUGGAUUGGAUAAAUAUAUAUUUUUGAUCGUGGAUUGGAUUGACAGCAUGAGCAUGUAUUCCAGCCAUUAAGACGAGGAUUCAAAUGAGUAUAUUAUAUAUAUAUACAAAUUUCAAGUCUCCAGCUUCAGUAGCGGCAACAUGGAAGUCUAUUCAAUAGACAAACAGAAACACGGA